Messenger RNA from Siniperca chuatsi (mandarin fish), 5868 nucleotides. RefSeq names its product YEATS domain containing 2 (gene yeats2). Gene Ontology annotation, biological process: chromatin remodeling; regulation of transcription by RNA polymerase II. Bases 213 to 4520 code for a protein of 1435 amino acids. Gene Ontology annotation, molecular function: histone binding. Gene Ontology annotation, cellular component: NuA4 histone acetyltransferase complex. NCBI's taxonomy places the organism in Eukaryota, Metazoa, Chordata, Actinopteri, Centrarchiformes, Sinipercidae. The transcript is spliced from 30 exons. The record is from RefSeq and is a predicted model, not a curated record.
UUGUAGAAUAGUGGUGCCUGGUGGCUGUUUUGCUGAAGUGCAAGGUUAACGAUCCACUAUUUAGCUUACUUGUUCACCUCGAGAUUCAGCAAUUUACUAAACACAAGUGUGUAAAAUUAAUAUAGCAUAACGCAAAGGAUAUGCUCUCACUGAAUUAAAUCACACGCCUCACAAAGAAACGUUGCUCCGCAGCACAGGGCACUCCAGCAGCCAUGUCAGGAAUUAAAAGGAAAAUAGAAGGCAAUGAUCCGGACUAUGAGGAUAUUUCGUUGGUCCAAAAUAGUAAGAGAAACAAAGCGGCUGAACAUAAUGCCCGAGAAGCAGCAGUACAGAAGAUUGAAACCAUCAUCAGAGAGCAGUUUUCUUUGGAGAUGAAGAACAAAGAACAUGAGAUAGAUGUGAUAAGUCAGCGACUCAAUGAAGCCAGGAGGAUGAUGGACAAGCUAAGGGCAUGCAUAGUGGCCAAUUACUAUGCCAGUGCUGGAGUGACAAGGCUCCCAGAGCAUGCUUCUAAGAGUGACCCUGCCGUGCUGAACCAUCCAGCUAUCCGCCGGUUCCUGGAGUCCCCAUCCCGUUCCUCUUCCCCUCUCAACCAGGGCUCAGAGACUCCUUCUCUGGUCCACUCAGAGUCCGAGACCCUAUCACAGCAAGGAGAGGGAGCUGAGAGGGAUCGAGAGGGAGCAUGGAGAGAGGACAGCAGCAGGCUGGAGCGCAGACCAGGGCGCAAUACAGGCAAAGACACAUUUGGUGUGCCAUUGUCCAUUGGAGCAGAGCAGAGGGUGACCUACCACACUACUGGAAACGAGGCCUCUAGACUCUAUGCAAAGAAGACAAUCGUAGUGGGGAAUGUGUCCAAGUACAUUCCCCCUGAUAAGCGGGAAGAAAAUGACCAGUCUACACAUAAGUGGAUGGUGUACGUCAGGGGCUCCAGGAGGGAACCCAGCAUCGACCACUUUGUAAAGAAAGUGUGGUUCUUCUUGCAUCCCAGCUAUAAACCCAAUGACCUAGUGGAAGUCAGUGAGCCUCCCUUUCAUUUAACACGUCGCGGUUGGGGUGAAUUUCCUGUCAGGAUCCAGAUCCACUUCAAUGACCCUCGCAACAAACGUAUUGACAUCAUCCACCAGCUAAAGCUGGACAGAACAUACACUGGGCUGCAGACACUUGGGGCAGAGACUGUGGUUGAUGUGGAGCUCCAUAGGAACUCUCUUGGGGAGGACUACAUCCCUCAGCCCUCUUCCUCCAAGGUGACUCACAGAGAGGCUAGCCCCACGUUGGCCACCUCCUUGGCCCAAAGUUAUGGACGCUCCAGUUCUCCCAUCUCACAUGAUCCCAGUAUAGACAAAGGUUUCAUCAAAGCAGAGAUGGGGAGGUCUGCAGGUGGCCAUAGCUCCAGCCUCACUGCUGGUGAACGCACCCCAACCCGACCCAAAGUUGGUGACAGGAUCACUCUGGGUUCCCAUGGCAACUCUGCCUUCCAGCCUAUCACAGCGAGCUGUAAGAUUGUCCCACAAGGACAGCCACCCAGCCCUGCUGAGUCUCCCGGGAAAUCGUUCCAACCAAUCACCAUGAGCUGUAAAAUAGUUUCAGGGUCUCCCAUCUCCACCCCGAGCCACUCCCCGCUGCCCCGCACACCCACCACCUCCACCCCUGUCCACAGCAAGCAGAGCUCUUCGUCAGUGCUCAACAACCCUUAUAUCAUUGUUGACAAGCCAGGUCAGGUGAUCGGCAUGGCUUCCUCAUCCGCCGCCUCCACAGGAAGCCCCUCAGCCAAACAGUCUGCUGCUCAAGGAACUCGCUCUCCAGCCCCUAAAGUUCACACUGGCACCUUCCUCUCCUCAGGGGUGAAGGUUAUUAUCAAGCAGGAGCCAGGGGAAGUUUCAACACAGCAGCAGCAGAUGGUUAACACCGUAACCAGCCACCAGCAACCUGCCGCUACAGCAGCACACCAGUUUGUCGCAGUAAAGGGAGGUCACAUGAUCUCCAUGUCGGCCCAGAAGCAGGCAGGAGGGGCCACAGGGGCCACAACUAGCAAGAUGUUAGGAAUUCCUGUUAGCUCAACGCUUCAGUCUGCAGUCAAACAGGUGGCUAUCAGCAGUGGACAGAUUCUGGUUGCCAAGGGCAACCCUUCUGUCUCCAAGGUGAUGGGUGGGAAGCAGGUUUUGGCUCAGGGAGUCGCUAAAGCAAUCGUCAGUGGAACCAGUGGCAUCUCUGGUCAGCAGGCUGCUGCCAAGGCAGCUGGUGGUUCAAGUGGCAAGAGUGGAGUGAUGGCUACUCUUCAGCUGCCAGCCAACAACCUGGCCAAUCUGGCCAAUUUGCCUCCAGGCACCAAGCUCUACCUGACCACCAACAGUAAGAACCCCUCGGGGAAGGGCAAGCUGCUUCUCAUCCCACAGGGAGCUAUCCUCCGAGCCUCCAGUGCAAGUCAGCAGUCCCAGAGCAGCUCGUCGGCAGGCGCUGGGGGCUCUCAGACCUCCUCCUCUUCCAGCAGUCUGCCUUCCAACCUCUCCUACACGUCCUAUAUCCUUAAACAGACCCCACAGGGCACGUUUCUGGUUGGCCAGCCAGCACAGGGUUCAGGAAAGCAGGGAGGUUCCACUUCAGCAGGUCAUACAGCAUCAUCUCCGGCAACUGUUACCCAGCAGGCCAUCCGGGUGACAGCUGGACAGAAGGCGGCCAUCCUGGCUCAGGUGGUUGGCGGCCCCCAGGGUGCACAGGUGAAGUUGUCUGAUGGCUCUGUGAAGACGGUAACAGCGGCAACAGCAGGCCACUUGUCCAAGCCGGGGACGACCACAUUGAGGAUGACAGGCGGAGUCAUCACUGCUGCUAGCUCCACCCCCAGCUCUGCCAGUGCCGCAGCAGCAGCAGCAGCCAGCCAACAGCAGGCUACCGAUGGUGGGAGGUCUGCCUCUCAGCACCACUCGCUCCUGGUGGCAGCCAACCAAGCAGCAGUAAUCAGUGCAGCUAAGAGCGCCAGUGCUGCUGCUGGAGGCAGCCUGUCGAAGACGGCUGUGGCCACCUUGGUCAAGGGUGUUGGCAACUCUGCCGCAAUGACAAAGAGUGCUGUGGGUUCAACUGGAGCUGUAGUAACAGUUGCCAAAGGCAUUACCAACAUGCCUGUCAUCAGCAUGUCCAAGGGUACAGGAGUGGGGACUGUGGUGGGUGUGCCCAAAAGCAGCGGCACGUCAUUGGUCACUGCAGCCUCAUUAGUCAGCGGAGUGGCAGCAGGAGGAGGGAAGACAGGUGCUACUCUCUCAGGUAUGCUGAAGAUCCACUCUGGAGGUUCCAGCUCCCAGCAGACAGUCUUAACCAUCCCUGCCAACCAGCUCAAGCAGCUGGGGGUUGGCACUGGGUCUGGAGGGCUGCAGACCAUAAUCAUGCCUGUUGGAAAAGUAGUGUCUAAAGGCCCAGUCUCCAGUACUCCUUCCUCCUCUUCCACCACCCCUGGAACUGCUGGAGCCUCCCCAAGUCCUGCCAGCCAGGCAUCCCCCUCCCUUGCCCUGCCUCUGGCACAAGUGAAGACAGAGCCAGGUGCUGGCACAGCUGUCACAGCUGGUCCAUCACCCCCGGUGACUGCUCCUGUCCUCACUUCUGUCCAUGUUGCCUCUGCGGCUACCACAGUCAAGCAAGAGCAAGGGGCAGAGAACUCUGCACACGACCUCAUCAACACUGAGCACAUAGAGACCAUGAUGCAGCUGCUGACAGCUGUGGUGAAGAAGUUCCCUCUGAUUGUGCCAGAUAAGACUGAAGACUCCCAUCCAUUCUGUGCCUCUUCAACAGAACAGUAUUAUUCCUGGAAUAUUGGCAAGCGCAGAGCAUCAGAGCUUCAGCGAGCAGUGGCAGUAAAGCGGGUUGUCCAGGAUGUGUUGGACCGCUCGCCCCGUCUGCAGGCCCUCACCCCCCCAAAGACCAGAGAGGUGGUGCAGUGGUGCCGGCAGAGGGGCUACACGCCACCUGACCUCGAGCCCCAGCGUAAGAAUGAUGACGAGUCCAUCGAGGAUAUCCUCACGCAGAUAGAUAACGAGCCUGAGUGCCCGACGACCCUGAGUAGCUGCGAGGAGCUGGUGCUGCGGCUGGAGCAGAUGCAAGCUCUGCUGAAGACUGAACCAGAGGAGGCAGACGACAAAAUAGUCGACAUCAUCACCGUGACUCCGCCUUGCCAGAAACUAAAGGUUAAAGAGGAAGAGCAAGAGGCUGACGAAGAACCUAAGUUCUUCCUGGGCCCCUGCGUGUCCGCCCAGUUUGUCAGUGAAACAGCUCAGCAGAUCGGGGUAACCUUCCAGCCAGUCGAGGUGGAGAAGAAUGUGUUCGCUCCUGUACUCGAAGCCAUGAUUCUGAAGGCUACUGAACAGUUUGCCAGUGACAUCCUGAGAGAAGCUCUGGCUGGGGCCUUCGCCAAAUCCCCUCAGAACAGGGCUCCUAGAGAGAUCACAGCCAUGAACAUCCACCAGGCGGUUGGUAGCAUCCCCACCUGUGACUUCCUCACCAACACACACAUGGGUUAUCUAUCUAAGGACAACUGAGGCAUAACAAGAAUGACAUUGACUGGUAACUGACAUACAGACGUGAGGACUGUCUGACAGCUCUACUGUGUGAAGAAGAUUCACACCUGGAUGUAGUCCUGCUGCCUCACGUUGCACAGUAAUAACUAAUGUACUGUAUUCAUUAACUUGAUCAUAGAAGGGCUCAGCUUGCUUCUCACAGCAGCGGAAUAACAAAUGUUUCUAAUACUCUGGGUAUAUUGUAACAUUUUAGUCCUAAUGUAUGGAAAGAAGCGGCACUGUGGGACUCGUAUUAUUUGAUCUUGAGAGGCGGUUGUGCUCUCGCUUACCUCAUAACAAGAUUUUAAUGAUGAAGUGUUUCCUGCCAGACAGCCAGCUAGUCAUCAGGGAAAUGAAGCCAGUGUGACUUACAGGGCUAAAUAAUAACAUCAGACAGCUGUCCCCCUCUUUCUUUCUUCAUCCUGCUGUCACGUCCCCUGAAUUGGGAACAAGAUUCAGUUUACCAGCAUUGGUGAACCACAGAUUUACAGCAAGUUGGAAACACUACUGAACAUCUGAGUAUUCAAAUUCUCUAUCAUUCACGUCGAUAGUAAUGUCUGGUGGGAACUUUGGGCAAAGCAAACGGAGAGAUUCUUCCAAAAGUGUCAUUGCCGUGGCAACUAAUGAUCGUCAAUACGAACAUCCUUUGAUGUAUUUCAGUGUUACCUGGCAGAGGUAAUUAUGGCUCUUGCAAUACUGCUGUUUUCUAAGGCUCUUCAGGAGAGGUAACUGAUUCAUGUUUCUUAUUUUUAAGUUGAGAUUGUUGAGAAACCACAUGGCUGACAAGUUAGUCAUACUGUCAUUAUGAAUUUAAGACAUCACUCUCACUAUUUAUCUUCUCUCCUUUGCGAACCAGGUUUGAUAGCAAGUUGAAAGUGCUUUUAAGCGUUCUGUUUAACAACCAUAAUGUGUCAAUCAUGUAAUGUAUACAGUGUAUAUGACCAAUAUGAAAUAGAUGGUGUUUUCAGAUCCUGUUUUAUUUUUUUAUCUAAUAACAAUAACUUUGAACAGUAGUGUGUGUGUGUGUGUGUGUGGAUAGUGGAUGUAGUCAUCACAGAAGUUAAUGAAUUUGAUGAGAAGUGAGUGUUCGUGUGUGUUUUGUCGGCUGAUGUAGUGUUGGUAAUUCUGCUUAAUGUGGAGCUUUGCAUUAUGUUAAUGUAUAGAUGAUUGGACGAGUGUUUGGCAUGAGUGGUUGUGAUGCCUGUUCAACCAAAUUAGUGUACAAGAUACCCAAACAUUGUAUUUUCAUCUAUCAGUGCAAACCAAAAAUAUAAUCAAUAUUCUUGUAAUAAACAAAGAAAACUGCUUGAAUUAUUUCUUGCAAACAUGA